Molecule: messenger RNA, 1452 nt
Organism: Rosa chinensis
Lineage: Eukaryota; Viridiplantae; Streptophyta; Magnoliopsida; Rosales; Rosaceae
Product: ribosome production factor 1
Exons: 11
Coding region: 141-1199 (352 amino acids)
Biological process (GO): maturation of 5.8S rRNA; maturation of LSU-rRNA
Cellular component (GO): preribosome, large subunit precursor; nucleolus
Molecular function (GO): rRNA primary transcript binding
Source: RefSeq, a predicted model, not a curated record
GAGAGUGAACACGGUGCGCAGGCAAAAUCCCUAAAACCCUAAUCACCGCCGUAGCCGUAGAAAAACCCCCAAUUCCGAUUCUCCGGCCGAACACUCCGAUUUGGCUCUGCUCCCAAUAGCAAUCGAAGAAAAUUACGAAAAUGGGCAUCAAGAGGAAGAAGAGCGAGAACGAAGGAGGAGACGAGCCCAAACCAGUAGCAGUGGAGAUCGAGAAGAAGAAGAAGGGGAUACUCCCGUCGAUGAUAAAGAACAAGGACAAGAGAGCCGCCGUCCACGCCAAGCUCAAGCAAGAGAAGAAGCUCGAUAAGCGCAAGAAGGUCAAGGCCCGCGACGCCGCCGAAAAGCGAGCUCUCGAGCUCGGCGAAGAGCCUCCGGCGAGGAAGAUUCCAAAGACGAUUGAGAACACCAGGGAGGAGGAUGAGACUGUUUGUAGGCCCGACGACGAAGAGUUGUUUGUUAGAAAUGACGCGGAUGAGUUUAGUGCGGUUUUGAAGCGUGAAUCGAAUCCGAAGAUAUUGAUCACCACUUGCCGAUUUAACUCUUCUAGGGGUCCUGCUUUUAUAGAGGAACUACUUUCGGUGAUCCCAAAUGCGCAGUACUAUAAACGAGGCACUUAUGACUUGAAAAAGAUUAUAGAGUAUGCAAAUAAAAAGGAAUUCACUUCUUUAAUUGUUGUUCAUACCAAUCGCCGGGAACCAGAUGCUCUCCUAAUAAUUGGCUUACCUAAUGGACCUACUGCCCAUUUUAAGCUCUCAAAGCUCGUUUUACGGAAGGAUAUCAAGAAUCAUGGAAAUCCAACCAGUCAUGAGCCUGAGCUUGUAUUAAACAACUUUACAACACGCCUUGGUCAUCGUAUUGGGAGAUUAAUACAGUCACUUUUCCCUCAAGAACCAAAUUUUCGUGGUCGGCGAGUUGUAACUUUCCACAACCAGCGAGAUUUUAUAUUCUUCCGGCAUCAUCGGUACAUUUUUGAAACCAAAGAAACUAAACAGCCUGAAGUAAAGGGCAAAAAGACCAAGGAUUCCAAAGCUGACGCUAUUACUGAAGCAAAACCAUUUGCACGCCUACAGGAAUGUGGUCCUCGCUUUACCCUUAAAUUGAUCAGUCUGCAGCACGGGACAUUUGAUCCUAGAGGCGGGGAGUUUGAGUGGGUUCACAAGCCUGAGAUGGACACUAGCAGAAGGAGGUUUUUUCUGUGAGUUGCUCUGGAAUAUUACUCGAGCUCUUCUUCUGGUGAAAUGGAAGUGUUGAAGGUGAAGAGUUGCUACACCCUGCAAGAAGUAAAUCAGCCCAGAGCAUUUUUGAUUUAUGUUAAGAUCCGCUUUGUGCUGUUGGAUUACAGUGAUUUUGAUAGCUUGCAUAUUGAAUACAAGAAAAAGACUAGUUAAGUUACUCUUGGAAUAAUCUUCGUAUGAUUAUAGUUCAUUGGCUAUGAAAAUAUAUGUUACAUCA